Messenger RNA from Linnemannia hyalina, 1335 nucleotides. The record is from the annotation of a GenBank genome assembly. NCBI's taxonomy places the organism in Eukaryota, Fungi, Mortierellomycota, Mortierellomycetes, Mortierellales, Mortierellaceae.
AUGAGCAACACACUUGUCGGUCCAGGAGUACUCCGCGACAUGCUCGAAUACCCGUCCACCACCGAAGGAAGCAUCAUGGUCGGUCGUAACCCCAACAAUGGAUCCCACCAUUACCAACAACACCACCACUCUUCAUCGACCAACACACGUUCAGGUCCCUUUGGCGGACUACAAGGUCUCCUUGCCACACCUACUUCAACCAUCCGCACCCGAUUCCGUCGUUCGUACUUUGGACAGUUUGUCUUCCUUGUCGGGUUAUUGUCGUUAAUUAUCUUCCUGCAGGAUUCUAUGUUGUCUUCAUCCAAGGAGGGCGGAGGGAAGGUGACGCCUGUGGUUGUGGUGGGGAGUGAAGAGGAUGUUUUAAGUGGGAGGAAGGAAGGAUUGGGGGAGUUGGGUGGUGGGUACAGUCGUGUCCAGACCGUCACUACCGCCAUUGCACAGGAUUCAUUAUUUCGACAACAGCAACAGCAAAAGAAACAACAACCCUCACCAUUACCGUCGCCACCACAAAGACAGCAAGAACCAUUACAGGACGAGAAGGAGGAACGCUUGUUGGAAGUAGAGAGGUUGUUGCAAGCUGACGAGGAAGAAGCAGAGGACAUGACUGAGAUUGAGGCGGCAGUGAUGGUUACAGCCACUUUGGCCGAGCCCAAUGUUGUCACGUCUCCUACGACCAGUGAGAAUAACAACGAUGAUCGGAUAAGCGGAAUGAAGAAGACGACGAUGGAGUGGAUGAAGACAUUUGCAAGCCUCCUGAUCGGACAUGGAGACCUUAAAGAUGAGGAUAUGGUAGUGAUUGAGCAAGGACAGCGCAGGAAGCAAGUCAUGGUGGACGAUGAAGGGCUGGCGGUGUUUACCGCAGAGACCAAGCAACUGGGUCAAGAAGCCGAGAUUGUCUCUUUGCCAGCGGUGGUGAUUAUGGACGCCCUCGGUCAAGAGUCAGUCCCCGAUUACCAAGCCCUCCCUAUCAAUCCUACUACCAACUCACCAAAAGCACCACAACCACAGCCAGAGCCGAUCCACGCAAAGUACCAAUGGACAAACAGCAGGAUCCAAAAGGCCUUCGACCCCGCCUUCGAAGCCUUGUCCUCGUCCUUCCCCCCAGUCGCACCACGCCCUCAAGACAAGGGGGACAAGAUGUCUCGUCUCGAGAUUGUGACAUGGCAGCAAGACCAGGACUUGACCGAGUGCAGGGGACAGAAAGAUAACUAUGAGCAUGAUAUUGAGAAUUUGCGACAUGUUAUUGAGGAACAGGAAUCGGAUCUGAGUGAUUUGAGGGAGCAGGUUGAGGCGCUGAAGGCGCAAGCUGCUGCUUUUGAGGCUGAGCUCGAGUAA